AUGUACAGCAGAGUGAAAGAAGUUGUAAAAACAAUGUUAUCUACAGUGAAGUGGAUGUCGUUAACGUCUGAUGUGUGGACUUGUAAAGAAACACGUUACAGUUUCAUUAGUUUAACUGCUCACUGGAUAGGCGAUAAUUUUGAGAGAAAAAGUGCUGCACUAAGUAUCAAAGUAUUUCCUGGCAGACAUACGGGAGAAGCAGUAUCCGAAAAAUUAACAGAACUAUUGUCAUUUUGGGAUAUCGAUAAAAUCAAAGUACAUUUGCUAAUGCGAGAUAAUGGUGGCAAUAUGAAGAAAGGGUACAGAUUAUGUGACAUUGCUAGUGAAUCCUGUACUAUUCAUACUUUGCAGUUGGUUAUUAAAGGUGCAAUUAAAUCUGAUAAGGGAGUAAGAAUAUUGUUGAAAAAGUGUAGAAAAAUUGCUACUCAUAUUCACAAAUCUUCGCCUUCGAGCAGUGCUUUGGCUCAAAUUCAAGUAGAUUUAAACAUACCAAUAAAAAAAGAAUUAGAGAAUUGUCUGGACUUAUUCGCAGAAACGCAAGAGGAUAAUACAAAUUCAAAAGGUUUGGAAUGUGCAGAAUGUGAACUUUUAGAAGAACUUAUUAAUCUUCUGAAACCAUUUGAGGAAGUUACAAAAUCUUUGAGUUCCAAUGAUUCUUGUAUAUCGGAAGUUAUCCCAACAAUAAAAGCGUUGAAAUUUUGCUUAUCGAAGAGAAAAGUUAGUUCCACAUUAAUCUCAUUUAAAGCAUCUUUGGAGGCUGAUUUGGAAACCCGAUUUAAAGACAUUUUUGGAUCCACGUUUCAAAGCUCAUCUUUUAUCAACAGCUUCCUUAGAAGACAUUAA
Messenger RNA from Belonocnema kinseyi, 843 nucleotides. Its product is annotated as zinc finger BED domain-containing protein 4-like. The transcript has a single exon. Lineage: Eukaryota; Metazoa; Arthropoda; Insecta; Hymenoptera; Cynipidae. The coding region runs from base 1 to 843 and encodes 280 amino acids. The record is from RefSeq and is a predicted model, not a curated record.